GUCCGUGUGUCCUAUACGAUGACGUCAAGUCUGUUCUAUAAGACGAGGUUUCUCCUUGUCCUGUCACACAUUGAAGCGAGUCUGGAGGAGAAGACAAGACGCAGCUGAACCGGGAUGGAGAAAACGGUGAAGGACCACAUUAUAGACACUUUAGAGUGCCUGCCCGACAACGGGCUAAAACGGUUCAAGGACAAGCUGGGCGAAACGCCGUUCCAGGGGCGCAAAAUCGCCAAGAAGAAGCUUCAGAAGGGGGGAAGCGUUAAAGUAGCUGGUUUGUUAAUCGGCACCUUCACCAUAAAGCAGGCUGUUGACAUCACGAUAUCUGUUUUAAAGGCCAUUAGCGAGGCAAAACUGGCUGACGAGUUGCAAAGAAAGACUAAACACGGAACCUCGGAGAUGUCAUCAGAGAAGAGCGUGCCAGGUGAGAGGGCUCAAGAGGCUGAACUCCAGGUAGAAAUGAAGAAAACGCAGGUCGGCCAAAUCACUCACUUUGCUGAGGACAACAGAGAAUUGCCCAGCUCAGAGAGAACUCUGGACGCUACACCCAUCAUCGCAAAUCCUCAAGACCUGGACAAACCUCAGGGUCCAGCAGACACAUCGUCUGUCACCUCUACUGGUCAAGGGAUCCAGCGCAUGCCUGUUUCAAGAUUUCUGUGUACAAAACUUCCUCCUGGAGAGAUAAAGAUAGGCUUAGUGGGAAGUGACACUGCUUCUCUGAGCUGGGGCAGUCCUGACAAUAUGGAUGGGAUCCCACACAGCUUUAAAAUUACCUACUCUAGCUCUGAUAGGAGUCACCAAGACUCCAUUACUGCACUCUCCAAUUCCACUGUCAUUUCUAAGCUGAGACCUGGGACAGAGUACAGCUUAACAGUCAACACAGUGCUGGAGAAUGGGACGCAGAGCAUGCCUGCUUCUGCAUCUGUCUGCACAAAAACACAUCUAGAAGAUUUGCUGUGCAAGCUGGGACUGGAGAACUACUUCCCAGGCAAGAUUACGUUGAGUACUGUCCUUGAGAUCGGUACAGAGAGUAUUACAGAUAAACCGAUUCAGUCACUGAAAAAACUGCCCUGGUGCUUUCUGAAAAGACUCAUGAUGGUAAAUGUGACAGCUCGGAGUACCAAGUGCAGUGCUACUGAGACAGAUACAGACUUGGCAUUGCAAGACCUUGAUAGUGUUCUUGAACUUAUUGGUAGUAAUGAUGAUCAAGACAGUAAUACAAUUAAUCCACUUGAUCUCAUCACAGCACUCUUUCUGUGCUCAGAUAGUUUCCUGCAGCAGGAAAUGAUGCUAAAAAUGUCGAUGUGCCAGUUUGCUGUACCUCUCUUGCUCCCUGACUGCAGCACCAUUCAGUGUACAUUAAUGCUGUGGGCCAUGCGAGACAUUGUGAAGAAGUUUAGACCCCAUUCAUUAGCUGACCCAAAAGGGUUUGUAGAAGACAGUAUAGUCAGCACUGCCAUGCCAAUGAUCUCUUUUGUCAGGCUGGGUGACUGCAGUUUAUCAAAGUCUCAGAUUCUGAAUCAGGUUCUCAGUAACCCCCAGCAGUACCAUGAUGUCUUCAUCCAUCGUAAUAUGGAAUGUGGUGAUGUUACACAGAGAAUUGCAAAUGGUCUAGUGGAUAUAAGUUGGUACCUUCCUUGUGGAAACAAAAACUUGGACAUCUUUCCAGAACCUGUAGCUGUUGCCAACCUUCAUGGAGAUCUCCUUUCCUUUCAGAAACAGUUUUCCAUUUUAUGUCAAACAUCCUCGGCAGUCUUCAUAUUUUUUGACAGUAUUGCGGAGAGUGAGUGCAAUCUCUUGUCCUCUGCAGGAAAUAUUAAAGCCCAAUUGUUUUUGGUUGCAAAUUUUUCAAAUAAGACAGAGAAAAACAUAAACUCUCUGAAAGACUUGGCAUCAAAAUUAAAAUUAAGUGGAAGUCAGAUCCUAUUUAAGAAACAGCAGACCAAUGAUGCAGACUUCGUGUCAAAACUGCGCUUAACUAUGAAGGACAUCAUGGAAAACUGUCAACACAAAAUGACCAUUGAAGGCAUGUCUAUUGAAGCACAUGAAUUGGGGAUUCCUGUAGAUGAAGACUGCACUGAAUGUCAGAACGCUAAAAGAAGUGCUGCAGAAAUCACAGGUAGAAUCGACGAUGUGGUGCAAUAUAAAGAGGAUCAGUUGCCAUUGCAAGGGAAGCUUUGGAAGGAGCUGGCUAAAAUAGAAAAAGAGGAGUGCAGACUAAGGAAGGCAGGAGACAAGCCUAUUGAAGAAUAUAAAGCCAAUCUGCAAAGAGAAAAACAGAAACUGAGACAACAACAAAGCAGUUAUGAUUUGUCUGAAGCAAUGCAGUGUUUCAUCACUGCUAUAUCCAAUGAAAGCAAACAAGAACAAUCCUAUUUUCUAAAGUGGAUGAGGAUGAACUUGGAUGUUACAGCACGAAAAAAGCUUUCUGGGCUUCGUGAUGAAUACAAAGAAAAGAGUUGCAAGUUGUCGGUGAACAAAGAGAUAAUUGCAGCCCUGGAUCAACAAAUAUUAAACAGCUCUUUAGGAAUUGAACAUUUCAUGCGUGAAAUGGGGCAGAUUUAUGAAGCUGCAUGCUACCAUCCUGACUAUAAGAAAUAUUGUAAGCAAUUUCAAUAUCUUCCGAGUUUUGGGGCUGAACUGCUGUUGGAUGGCUUUCCUCUUGAGCUGGUGGAUGGAGAUGCAUCAAAUAUCCCUGUAAGGUGGGUGACCGAUGUUCUAACAAAACUCCAUGAGAAAGUCCAACACAAGAGCAGGGUACUGGUUGUAACAGUGUUGGGAGUCCAAAGCACUGGGAAGUCUACCCUACUCAACACAAUGUUUGGGGUUCAGUUUGCAGUUAGCAGUGGCAGAUGCACGAGAGGAGCCUUCAUGCUGUUAAUCAGAGUCAAAGAGGAUCUUAAAGAAGAGCUGAAAUGUGAUUUUAUCUUGGUAAUCGACACUGAAGGUUUAAAAUCUCCAGCUUUGGCACAACUAGAAGACAGCUACGAACAUGACAAUGAGCUUGCAACACUGGUUGUAGGUUUGAGUGACAUCACCAUAAUAAACAUUGCAAUGGAGAACUCCACAGAGAUGAAGGAUAUCCUACAGAUCGUGGUGCAUGCCUUUCUUAGAAUGAAAGAAGUGGGGAAGAAACCAAACUGUCACUUUGUGCACCAGAAUGUGGGGGACGUGUCUGCUUAUGACAAAAACAUGCGGGACAGGAAUAAGCUUCUAGAACAGCUGAAUGAGAUGACACAGGCAGCUUCUAGAAUGGAAAAGAAGGGACCCAACAAAAAAUUCACUGAUAUAAUGGAGUAUGAUGCAGAGAACAAUAACUGGUACAUACCAGGCCUGUGGCAUGGUAACCCUCCAAUGGCACCAGUGAACACCGGCUACAGUGAGACUGUGUAUCAGUUCAAGAAGAGCUUGAUUGAGCUGUUAAAAAGCUGCACUGACCAAAAGCCUCCUGCACAAAUUACAGAGUUCUUGGAGUGGGUGGAAAGUUUGUGGAAAGCAGUUAAAUAUGAGAAUUUCAUCUUCAGCUUCAGAAAUAGUCUAGUGGCUGAGGCUUACAGUAAUCUCUGUGUUGAGUUUAAUACUUGGGAAUGGGACUUCCGGAAGCACAUGUAUACCUGGCUAGCAAAUGCUGAGACAAGGAUUUCUAACCUUUGCAGCUCAAACUAUGAUGACUUUAUGUGCAGUUUAACAGCUGAGGCAUCUUCUGAAUUGGCAAAGCAAGAAAAUGAAAUUCAGGAGAAACUGGCUAAUUAUUACAAGAAAAAAAAUAGAAAUGUCCAUCUAGUGGAAAAGCACAGAGAAGACUUUGUGAACAGCAUUAAAAGUCUUAGGAGAGAAAUUGAAAACUCUGUGAAAAACAAAUGCGAGACCGACAUUGCUAUACACAAAGAGAUGAAAAAAAUUAACGCCAUUCGUGAAGAAUAUAGAGCCACAAUUGAACGGAAAGUACUGUGCCUGAUUGAUGAGUGUAAGAAAAGAAAAAGCCCUUUAUCUGAAGAGCAGCUGGAGAAUGAAUUUGAAACAAUGUGGAAGCAGACAGUCUCUGAACUGACAUUUCAAGGCUUAAAGACACGAGAUAUUGUAUCGGACACACUGAAUAAAUUGAGAAUAAAUUUGGGAAGGCAAGGCAGUCAUGUUCAGAAGGAAUUAAGUGAGGUGAAGCAUUUUAAUGAUUGUGGACAAACACACUUUACUGCAACUGAGAAGCACUUUGACAUCUUACACAACCAGAAAAUAAACAAGAAGCCAGGUCUUUUGUCUAUGUGUAAGAAUACGUUUAAGAAUACGUGGAAGAUGUUCUCAGGGAAACCUGAAAAAAAAGAACCGGAAAACAAAGCAACUGAGAUGGCAAAUAAAAUAAUACAAACAUGUCAGCAGUUUGUAUCACAGCGAACAUCAGGUAGCGCAGAUUAUCAUGAUACCUACACAAGGGAGUUGCUGCAAAUGAUAGACAAAGAGCUGGAAAAUGAAGAGACUCUGAAGACCAAUGCCCAGUUUGAACUUGAUCUAAAGCUCCACAUCUGUGGCUACGCUGCCAGGGAGUUUCAGAAGAUGCAUGAGGACUUCAAUGAAAAAAAUGACCCCAAGAAAGCUCUGGAAAAAUGUAGACCUCAGUACUGUUCAAACUUCAAAGAUCUUUACCAUGAGAAGGAUCAGUGCCGAAAAACAGCUGAAGAAUUCACUGAGCGCUGCCUCAAGCCUGCAGUGAGGGAGUACAUCAACAAAGCCCUUGGGAUAGACAUUGUAGAUGAAAUCUUGACUGGUGCGGAAUCUGUGAAAUACAGCUCCCGGUCGUUUUUCCAGUUCUCACUUUUAAAGCAGAUUCUGGAUGAAGAUAAAUUUGAAAUCUAUGUGGAGUACAUUAGGAACUAUGAGAAAUUUGUAAAGGUUUGGAUAUCGAAUCAUAUUGUUCAGAAAUUUUCAAAAGAUGCCAAAAUAGGGGAUUUACAAGUGAAACGUCUUGAAACAAUAACAAAAAAAAUUCAAGCAGCUAUUGAAAAUGCCCAGAAGGAAACGGCUGAAAGCCAAACCAUGGCAAGUUUUAUUCAGAUGAUCUGCAGGAAUCUGGAUGAGGACCUCGUGAUCUGCAGGGAUGAGUUAGGAACAGUGCUGUUUCUAAAGAAUUCAAACAAUAAGGAGUUUGCUCAAUAUCUCCAGGUUCUUGUGAAUGAACUGACAGGUACUCUAAGGGCUGAAUUUUCUCAAGGUUGUGAUGUUGAAAAGAAACUUAUCAACCUACCAUUCAAGCCUCAGGAUGAGCUGUUCAAGAGGAUGUUUGGUUGUGGAAUGCAGUGUCCGUUCUGCAAGGUCCCCUGUGAGGCAGGAGGCCAGGACCACAAAGAACACCACGCAUCAGUGCAUCGACCACAAGGGCUGGGGAGAUGGAGAUAUCUAACCAAUGAGAAACUAACCGAGAGUGUGUGCACGUCUGAUGUAUUCAGUGAAAGGAAAUUCAGGAGUUGUGACACACAGGGGAAGUUUCAUCCCUAUAAAGACUACCGGGACAUUUACCCUGACUGGAACAUUCCCCCGGAUCCCAGUAUCGAAGCCUCUGACUACUGGAAGUACGUAAUGACUAAAUUUAAUAAAGAAUUUGCAGUGGAGUAUCAUGCAAAGCCUGCUGACAUCCCAGAAGAAUGGAGAAACAAAACAAAAGAAAUGGCAAUGAAAAGUCUGAGUAAGUCGUUCAAUGUUAAAACAUAAGCUGCCAUUCCUGCAGUUAAACAAUGCUAAUGUCAUUGAAAUGAAAAGAGCCUCUUCUGAAGUGGGCACAAAGAUGCCUCCUACACUAACCAAUAAAUACAUCUAUUUUAAUGUAAGAAAAAAAGUAAAUAUGUUUUCAUGGUUCGUGUCUUUGAAUGUACUCUUGGAUAUGCAAAUCUGUGCCUCAAAACAGACUUCAAUUUAUCUCAAAUUCUGUCUUUAAAAUGAUUUUCAAGAUUUGUGGCAAUGUGCCCCACACCUGUGUGCAUUUCUGUGUUAUAUGUUGUGUGUGGUGUGUUAAUGUUGGUGUAUAGAGAUGGCUGCCCGGGAUAUAAAUGGGUGUGUGUGUAGCACGAGUUAUUUAAAAUGUAUAAUUGUAUUUAGGCACAGGGAUUGCACUUCACGUGCAUUUAAAGUACUUUGAUAUGUGAACACAGGGUUUUUACAGAUUAGUUCAUGUACUGGGAUUCAAGUGAAUAAUUAAUUUGUAAUUGAAUCCCAGCACAAUUGUAUAUAAAGAUGCACGUUUUACUCACUCAGGGUUGUGUGUUCGUGAGUGGAGAACAGGUGUGGAGAGGAGAAUAAAAAAAGUAAGAAAAUAAAUAAUUGCUACGAGUGCUGGAAGCACCAGCACAUUACUUGUUUUGUGUUCGAACACUGACUUGUUGUCUAUUUAUUUUGGCCCAAAGUGCCAAAAUAUAUUUUUUGUUUUGUUCAACCUUUUUAAUUACAAUAAACCGGCGCAAGCAAGCGCAUUUACCAUUUCAUCCGUCCUUUUUUGUGUUAUUCAUUUCCUGGUUCUGACGUCACCACUCAGCCAGACUGUCACAAGAUUAAAUCAGUUUUAGCUGCAAUGCUAUAAAGGCUGUGCUUUUGGUAAUUCAUGAUUGUGUGAUUGGUUAACCUUUCAAUAUUUUAGAAUGUACUUUUAUACAGAGGAAAAUACUUUUCUGUAUAAAGUGAAAGUUUAAUGAUUUUUUUUUUCCUCUUCUGUUUUCCUAACAGUGUACUUGCUCACCCUUUAUGUGUGGGAUUUGAUAAACAGUUGAUGUUUGUAAGGGGCUUUCUUGUAAAAUGAAUCAUUAGUUAAUUCUUGUUUCUGUGUUUCCGUUAUGCUCAUGCUCUUGAUUUCCAAUUCCUGAAAACAUAUUGUAUUUAGAAAUAAAGUUUAGUUAAACAUAAAACAA
Molecule: messenger RNA, 6887 nt
Organism: Acipenser ruthenus (sterlet)
Lineage: Eukaryota; Metazoa; Chordata; Actinopteri; Acipenseriformes; Acipenseridae
Product: interferon-induced very large GTPase 1-like
Exons: 5
Coding region: 115-5700 (1861 amino acids)
Molecular function (GO): GTP binding; protein binding
Source: RefSeq, a predicted model, not a curated record